AUGCUCUCACUCCGAUCCAUUCAUUCCAACCAUUACUACUCCAUCCCCGCCACCACUCACCCACCCACCCUUUUCAACCAUCCCAAAACCCUAAAACCCACAUUCCCAAAAUCCAAUCCCAACCCUAAACCCUCCUCCAUACGCUCCGUUCUUCAAUGGAAUAGGAAGCCCCAGUUGGCCGGCGACACACCCCGAGUCGUCGUCAUCACCUCUGGAAAAGGCGGCGUUGGCAAGACCACCACCACCGCCAAUGUGGGUCUCUCCCUCGCCCGACUUGGCUUCUCCGUAGUUGCCAUAGACGCCGAUGUUGGCCUCCGCAACCUCGAUCUCCUCCUCGGACUCGAGAAUCGCGUCAAUUACACCGUCGUUGAGGUUCUCAAUGGCGAUUGUAGGUUGGACCAGGCUCUGGUGAGGGAUAAGCGGUGGUCCAACUUCGAGUUGCUUUGCAUUUCGAAGCCGAGGUCGAAAUUGCCAAUGGGGUUUAGUGGGAAAGCUUUGGUUUGGCUUGUUGACGCAUUGAAAUCACGCCAAGAAGGUUGCCCAGAUUUCAUUAUCAUCGAUUGCCCGGCAGGCAUCGACGCUGGCUUUAUUACGGCCAUUACACCGGCGAACGAGGCGAUUCUAGUGACAACGCCGGAUAUUACGAGCUUGAGGGAUGCUGAUAGGGUGACGGGGCUGUUAGAGUGUGAUGGAAUAAGGGAUAUCAAGAUGAUGGUGAAUCGGGUUCGGACUGAUAUGAUCAAAGGUGAGGAUAUGAUGUCAGUGUUGGAUGUACAAGAAAUGUUGGGCUUGGCUUUACUGGGAGUGAUUCCGGAGGAUUCAGAAGUAAUCAGGAGCACCAAUAGAGGGUACCCUUUGGUUUUGAAUAAGCCACCCACAUUGGCUGGCUUGGCUUUCGAGCAAGCAGCUUGGAGACUGGUUGAGCAAGAUAGUAUGAAGGCUGUCAUGGUUGAAGAAGAGCCCAAGAAGCGUGGCUUUUUCUCCUUUUUUGGGGGUUAGUUAAUAGUAAUUCAACACUUGUGGAGUUUAGUAGUUAAAAAAAGAAAAAGUUGCAAGAUUUUUCUUUGUGUGUGUGUACAAUUUUGUUUUCCUUUUUUUAGUUUCAGAAUGGAGGAAUUUAAUGUAUUCUUAUUAAGCUUUGUGGUUUUAUAGUUAGCUGUGUACAGUCAGGUGAUAAGAGUUUGCCUUAAUUCUAUGAUUUUGUUUCUAAUUUGUUUUUUAGUUGUAGUUUCAAGAUCGAUGUUUGUGGCUCAUAUAUUGGAAACAAUCAAGGCUAUCUUGGUUGCUGUAUUUAUCUUUUGAGGAAAAAAGAAUGAAAGGAUUUGCUAUGUCUCUUUAUUUGUUUGACCAAGAAAAA
Cannabis sativa is the source of this 1357-nucleotide messenger RNA. RefSeq names its product septum site-determining protein minD homolog, chloroplastic. Lineage: Eukaryota; Viridiplantae; Streptophyta; Magnoliopsida; Rosales; Cannabaceae. The record is from RefSeq and is a predicted model, not a curated record. The transcript has a single exon. Gene Ontology annotation, molecular function: ATP binding; ATP hydrolysis activity. Gene Ontology annotation, cellular component: cytosol; cytoplasmic side of plasma membrane. Gene Ontology annotation, biological process: negative regulation of cell division. The coding region runs from base 1 to 999 and encodes 332 amino acids.